AUGGCUAGUGAGGAUAGUUUUUUAGUGCUAGUACACCACAGAGGAUCGAUUAAGAGAAAAACUCGGUCUGGCGUGAAGUUCACUGAUAAGGAUAUUCUAUGUAUUAUCGUGAGCCCAACGACCAGCUACGAUGCUCUCGUUAGCUCCGUGCUGGUGAAGCUUGGUCUGGAAGGAGUGAAAAGGGUCAUGUUUAUUUCUCGUAGGCAGUUUCCCGAGGUCAGGACACCAGAGCUGUUGGUAAAGUUGGUUGACGUCGUAUCCAGCUCGGGUGGGUCGAACCGGAAUGCCAACACUAUAGCCGCGGUGGCCGGUUCGAGCUCGAGACCUGUGGUUGCUUCAUCCUCCGUCCCAGUGUAUGAGCCAGCGAUCCAACUUGCCGCCUCCCCAUCGUUUGCUGUUGAUCUCAGCGGCAACGUUGGAGACGAGGUUGGACAUGGGGAACAUCUUCCGACCGAAGUACAGUGUCCUACACCGGCUGGUGUUGGAGAGGGAUUGUUUGAUGAUCCAGAUGACGAUGAUGUCGAGCCGGAUAUGAUCGCUGAUGAAAGCGGCGAUGAUGUUGGAGACGAAUAUCCUGGCCAGCUUGCUGGAUUUGGCGCUAGAGAUACGGAAGGGUCUACCGGUAUGAUAGAGUUCCAGGUUGGUCAACAAUUUAAGGAUAAAGAUGAGGCGCUGUUGAGUGUGAAGACGUACGUGGGAAAGUGUUCUGAGUUUGGGAAUGGGUGCACAUGGUUGAUUCGGUUGAGUCUCCGGCAACGCAAGGGCAUUUGGAAAGUCAAGCGGUACAACGGACCGCAUACCUGUCUCGCCAAUUCCAUCUCCAGCGACCAUAGGAGUUUGGACUACCAUGUGAUAGCGACAUUCAUUAUGCCAAUGGUUAGGGCUGACGCAUCCAUCAACAUCAAGGUGCUUCUAAAUGCCACGGCUGAACACUUUGGCUUCAGGCCUACAUAUAGGAGGGUGUAG
Molecule: messenger RNA, 966 nt
Organism: Arachis ipaensis
Lineage: Eukaryota; Viridiplantae; Streptophyta; Magnoliopsida; Fabales; Fabaceae
Source: RefSeq, a predicted model, not a curated record